CCGUUUACAUAGUUAAAGAGUAGUAAACCCUCCUAUUUAUCUGCAGUGUGUAGGCUAAUUAGCUAAUGUAACGUUAAGCUAGCUGAGUGCGUGAGUGUGCACGUGAGCUGGGUGAAUAGUAGGAAAGAAACUGUAACAUUAACAUAAAAUGUGAAUGUAGGUGCAUAUGUAAUGCUUUAGUAUGAACCAUAUUUUGUAAUGAAAAAUAAAUUAUGCACUAUGCAGUCAUUCGAACAAGAAGAGCUUUUGAAUCUUGUGUAGAUUAUUUAAGUUACAUUUUGCCGGUUAUAGUGACAUGAAUUUAUUUAUAUUUUUACAGCCUAAGGGCAAGAAGAAAAUGUCCCUAAAAGUCCCUAAAAAUGACUCGAUGACAGAGGUGACCAAAAAUGAUUUGGAUGGUCCUGAAGUUGAAGGAAGCUCUGCUCCAAGUCGCAGCAGCAUAAGCAGCAUUGGAUCAGGAUCAAUCUCCAAAGUGGAGUUCCUAGAAGCAAGGAUCCAAUGGCAAGAAAAAAUAAUAAAGGAUCUUGAGCAAGAGCGCAAUUUCUUGCGUGAGCAAAUCAUGGGAAAGAAGAAAUCAUCUCAACCAAAAGUAUUUACUUUGGAGGACGACGACGAGGAUGACGAUGGUAACAUGGAUGAAGAUGACGUCAUUCCCCCAUCUUCUCCAAACAUCAGUGAGUCCUCGGACAGUGAUGUUGUCAUCCAAAGACGGAAGAAACGUUGGACACAGCCACCUGCAUCUGCAACUGUGGCUGUGCUUGGAAAAGCUCAUGUGAGAGCAAAAGGACCAGCUGAGGUUAUCAGCAGAUAUAAAAAAGUCUUGAAAAGCUUAAGCAAAGUCCGCACCAUGACUGAAGCCUUCAGAAUCAAUGGCGUGGACCGGGGAACCAUCAAGAUGACUGCUGCAAUUGCAGAGCUCAGCAUUGUGGAUCCUGAAACCUUCAAGACCCUGAAGUAUGAUCCUGCAACUGAGACCCUGCAGUCCUUUGCUAAGAGGUGUGCAACCCACAUUACCCCUGAGAAGAAGAGCAUUAUAGAGGACAUGAAGGCCAAAGGCCAACUCCUCCCCUUGUUGAUGAAAUAUUAAAGACUUAAGUGAUCUGCUUUGUUCAGUUAAAGAUCGGUUGUAUUGUAUUGGAAACGUGAAAUAUUAACCUGUGCAGAUUUAGUUAUAUCCUUGUUAGUGCACAGGGGAAAUAAAUCACCUGAUGCAGUAAUUAUAGAGCAAGUUUAGGCUGUGAAAGUGCAAUGUUUGUACAGUUCAGUACAUUUGUUCUAAGCUUUGACAAGUGUAGUUUAGCUGAUGAAGAGCAAGUUCAUGUUGAGCUGUGCAGGUUUUAUAUUUUUUAGAUUGUGCAAUUUAUUGUAUUUUUGUACUUAAUAUUGUGCAGUAUUUUAUAUUGUGUUUUUUUUAAGCAGGCAGAUUUUGGUUAAAGGAUCACACAGAUGUUCAACAAUAGAGUACCUGUAUUAUCAUACAGUAUGACCUGCUUAUACAUUUGAUACCAUAUUGUAUGACAUGUUUAUAAACAUUGAUACUUGUCAGUGUUUGAAUUUUCAGGCAGUAUUUGUUGUCAGCCUUGGGAAAACCUGAACCAGUGGUUUAAUAAAUGAGGUAUUUGUACUUGUGCUGUCUUUGUUAUUCUACCACUGAAUGAGAGGGAACCUAUAGAUAGAUCCAUUUUUUUCAAAGGUGUAACCCAUCGCUUGUUCAUUGCAGUAGUUAUGUGCUAUAAUAUAUUAACUAAGUGUAAAAAGGAGGCAACUUUAGAUUAGGGAACAUGUGUUGGUUAAUAAGUGUUCAAUUACUAGUGAAUUAGUAAUGAUCAAGAUGUCACUUUAGUAUGGGGAACAUAUUCUAAGUAACAAAGACUUAAUUUAGAGUUAUUUGGACACUAUUAACACUUGUAGUUUUGUGUAUUUUUUAUGUAAGAACAGACCAUAUUCAUUAAGUGUUAUUAAGGGAGAAUAACUAUUCUUGUGGUACUACCACCUUAUAAAGUCCAUACUAAGCAAAGCAUAUUAAGAUCAUAAUUCAUAUGCAACAACUUCCUUACUUACUGCUAAUAAGCAAUAAUUCUGAGGUUAUUGAGGGAAAACUCUUAGUUAAUGGCUUACUGGUUGUAUAA
Gadus macrocephalus (Pacific cod) is the source of this 2129-nucleotide messenger RNA. RefSeq names its product coiled-coil domain-containing protein 106-like. The coding region runs from base 296 to 1087 and encodes 263 amino acids. Lineage: Eukaryota; Metazoa; Chordata; Actinopteri; Gadiformes; Gadidae. Gene Ontology annotation, cellular component: nucleoplasm. The transcript is spliced from 5 exons. The record is from RefSeq and is a predicted model, not a curated record.